Molecule: messenger RNA, 946 nt
Organism: Sinocyclocheilus rhinocerous
Lineage: Eukaryota; Metazoa; Chordata; Actinopteri; Cypriniformes; Cyprinidae
Product: serine/threonine-protein kinase pim-1-like
Exons: 3
Coding region: 121-678 (185 amino acids)
Biological process (GO): negative regulation of apoptotic process; regulation of mitotic cell cycle; protein autophosphorylation
Cellular component (GO): cytoplasm
Molecular function (GO): protein serine/threonine kinase activity; ATP binding
Source: RefSeq, a predicted model, not a curated record
CCUGAUCAUCCAGUCCCCCUUCCAAAAGAAAUCGCCCUCACCAUCCUGGUGAAUAAAGGUCCCAGCGUGCCAGAAAUCAUCAGGCUGCUGGACUGGCAGGACCACCCUGACCACUUCGUCAUGGUCCUCGAAUGUCCCUCUCCCUGUGAGAAUCUGAUAGAGAUCAUGAGGCGUUGCGGUGGAAGCCUUGAUGAAGAAACAGUGCGGCAAAUCAUGUGGCAGGCAGCUCACGCUGCAAACAUGUGCUGCCUCUGCCGAGUGCUCCACCGUGACGUCAAACUGGAGAACCUACUGAUAAACAGGGAGACAUCCGAAGUCAAGCUGAUUGACUUCGGAUGCGGGGACAUUCUGAGGAGGUCACCAUACAAGUCAUACCAUGGCACAGCAGUGUACUCCCCUCCAGAGUACCACAGCAGGGGGAAGUACUACAGCAGGCCGGCAACAGUCUGGUCACUAGGGGUUCUAAUGUUCACAAUGUUAUGUGGACGUUUCCCUAGUGACUAUGACCUGUUCCUGCUGCAUUACAAGCACUGGUCCGAACCCGGCCUGUCAAAAGAAUGCUGUCACCUCCUCAGGGCUCUCCUGCAUGAAAAGCCAAGCCGGCGACUUGGUCUGGGCCAAAUCAUGUCCCACAACUGGUUUAAGGUAGUGAACCUGAGACCAGCUAAAAAGAAUUAAUUUCUCAUGGGAAGGAACCAAAAAGUCAAACCUGUUGUUUUUUCUGUUUUGUCUCAGGUCGUCACAUAAGACCACUCCAGUUGGCGUCUCUCAUGCAGCUUUGCGUCUUGCGGGGCGACCAAGCCUUGUGUAGCGUCUUGCGUCUUGGCUUGAGGAAGCAGUAUUUGCAUCUGGCGGUACUGCUUCCGGAGGGAUGUGUACAUAUUGUAUAUAUGUACAUACUUCUUUUGGUUGCCCCUUUUGUUUUUCCCAUCAUGACCACUCCAUU